Messenger RNA from Wasmannia auropunctata (little fire ant), 1794 nucleotides. RefSeq lists its product as uncharacterized. Lineage: Eukaryota; Metazoa; Arthropoda; Insecta; Hymenoptera; Formicidae. The transcript has 4 exons. The coding region runs from base 108 to 431 and encodes 107 amino acids. The record is from RefSeq and is a predicted model, not a curated record.
UCGCAUCAUUACCGCCGUAACGUGCGAGCCACUCAAUCCCCGCUCGUCUCUCUCAUCACCUGCGACUAACGCUCAAGAAUUCGAAUCCGAGGACAGAGGAGAGCACCAUGUACGCUAAACGUUGCGCAGCUUUCAUUCUUUUCGUCGUGAUAGUCGGUCUCGUGGACGCCACCGAAAACUACAUGGAUUACGGAGAAGAAAUGGCGGAAAAAGCACCCGUGGAGAACAUCCACGAGCUGUACAGGCUCUUGAUGCAACGUAACGCGCUAGAUAACGUCGGCUUCCCGCUGGAGCACCUGAUGAUCCGGAAGUCGCAGCGAUCGCCGUCGCUACGUCUUCGGUUCGGUCGGUCUGGACCGCAUAUCUCCGCGGGAGCUUUGCCGAGACCCCUGGGCGCGGUGGCUGCGGCGGGAUACGACGACAACAAUUAAAAUCGGCGGAGCUGAUCCAGCGGCAUCUUUCCGAUUUGUUUCUUGAUGAGAACGCGCGACUCUAUACCCUCUCUUGUACAAUGUAAAUUAUGUAUUAACUCAUCGUCAUCGCGUACCACCCUGUAUAUGCAUCCUGCGCGCGCGCUUUCCAGGCCGGCGAGAGGUAAAUCCCGAAAAUCUCGCGUUUCUUACUUUCUCUCUAAAAGAGAAAAGAAAGCGAAGCUUUUGGUGGAACAAUUUGCGCGUCACGAUCCACGAUAAUCAGGGCCGAUUGACUGAUCGACGUGAAGAGGAACCGGCGUGACCAUCGCUGUUUGCACGCUUGAUUUGCGCGCGCGUUUAAUCCGGAGCGACGCGUUCCUAGAACGACGGUUUUAUUUUCGUAACGACGCAAUCGAUUCCUUCGCUUUGUACGAGAUUUUGCGGGAUUUCUGACACACUGUUCAACACUUAAGUGGAACGCCGUUCCGUGAGAUCCAUUCCGUAAUGGCGCCCGGCUAUACUCUAUCUCGUUGUCAUUUCCGUUGAUUAAGUGGCAGCGCUGUAAAAAGGACACUUGGCCUAAGUCCUUCGAUGUGAGAUAACAGUGUAAACGCUUCGGUCGCUACGAACAAUUUAUCCUUUGCAAUUGUUUCCUCGUUUAAUCGGCACAGGAACACAGAAAUCAUGUACUUUGCGCCUCAUGCAUUAACGUACAGCGUAAUGUCUCGGACUUUCCGGGUGAUUUAUUAACGAAUCGAGAAGUGAUUUCAUUUUCUUUGGAAAAAAUUAAAAUGUUACUUUUCCAUAAUUAAUAUUUAAUAUUUUAACUAAGAACUGAAAUGUAAUUAAACAGAUUUAAAGAUAUAGGAUUUUAUUGCUCAUUUACGCUUUUAAACUUUAAUUUAUUACGCUCUCUCUCUCUCUCUCUCUCUCUCUCUCUCUCUUUCUUUUUCUGUUAAUAAUAAGUUAUAAUUAGAUCUUUCACUGAAUAUUUUUUUUUAAUGUCAAAGAGAAAUUUGUAGUUGAUAAAUCUGACCUGGAAGAUUAUUUCGUCAUUCUGGGGCAUCGUAUAAUUUUCAACAGCUGGCCUGUUGGUCAAUCGAUUAGGCGUAGUCUUACGAUAAAUGUGCCAAAUAAUAUGAUCGUUGUUAUUAUUAAAGAGAACAAAAAGCAUCUCUGCAUUAUCUAUGACGUAUGUAUAGCAAAAACUGUAACAAUUAAAAAAUUUCACGCGUAAUCGGAGAUCGAUCUCGUAAAAACUUUGGUGCAAAAUGCGAACUGUUUAUCAAUUAUUUGUUAUUCGCCACAAAAAGAGGGUCGCGUCUCAAAUAUGUCAAUAUGUCAAUUUGCAAAAUUAAAAAUAAAUUAUUAUGUAACACUG